GUGAUUUGGGAAAGGUGUCAAAGGUGUUAUGCCCUCAAGUUCUGAAGUUCUGGCUAAUGUGGUAAGAGAAAGCCGGAUUGAAGAGUGGAAGAGCAGCCACUUCAUAAGAAUGUCUUCCAAGCAAGCCACCUCUCCAUUUGCCUGUGCAGCUGAUGGAGAGGAAGCAAUGACCCAAGAUUUGACCUCAAGGGAAAAGGAAGAGGGCAGUGAUCAACAUGUGGCCUCCCAUCUGCCUCUGCACCCCAUAAUGCACAACAAACCUCACUCUGAGGAGCUACCAACACUUGUCAAUACCAUUCAACAGGAUGCUGACUGGGACAGUGUUCUGUCGUCUCAGCAAAGAAUGGAGUCAGAGAAUAAUAAGUUAUGUUCCCUAUAUUCCUUCCGAAAUACCUCUACCUCACCACAUAAGCCUGACGAAGGGAGUCGGGACCGCGAGAUAAUGACCAGUGUUACUUUUGGAACCCCAGAACGCCGCAAAGGGAGCCUUGCCGAUGUGGUGGACACACUGAAACAGAAGAAGCUUGAGGAAAUGACUCGGACUGAACAAGAGGAUUCCUCCUGCAUGGAAAAACUACUUUCAAAAGAUUGGAAGGAAAAAAUGGAAAGAUUAAAUACCAGUGAACUUCUUGGAGAAAUUAAAGGUACACCUGAGAGCUUGGCAGAAAAAGAACGGCAGCUCUCUACCAUGAUUACCCAGCUGAUCAGUUUACGGGAGCAGCUCCUGGCAGCGCAUGAUGAACAGAAAAAACUGGCAGCCUCACAAAUUGAGAAACAACGGCAGCAAAUGGACCUUGCUCGCCAACAGCAAGAACAGAUUGCAAGACAACAGCAGCAACUUCUGCAACAGCAGCACAAAAUUAAUCUCCUGCAGCAACAGAUCCAGGUUCAGGGUCACAUGCCUCCGCUCAUGAUCCCAAUUUUUCCACAUGACCAGCGGACCCUGGCAGCAGCUGCUGCUGCCCAACAGGGAUUCCUCUUUCCCCCUGGAAUAACAUACAAACCAGAAUACUGGAGCAAAUCCAACAGAGAGAUGUGCAGUACAGCCCUGGCAGGUUACCUGCCACAGAUUUCCUUUCCUUAUAGGUACUAUGGUUUAGGUGCUGUCAACACUGAAAGAACACGCUUUGAAAAUUUGGGGCCCCAGUUAACAGGAAAGUCAAGUGAAGAUGGAAAGCUGGGCCCAGGUGUCAUCGAUCUUACUCGGCCAGAAGAUGCAGAGGGAAGUAAAGCAAUGAAUGGCUCUGCAGCUAAACUACAGCAGUAUUAUUGUUGGCCAACAGGAGGUGCCACUGUGGCUGAAGCACGAGUCUACAGGGAUGCCCGUGGCCGGGCCAGCAGUGAGCCACACAUCAAGCGACCAAUGAAUGCAUUCAUGGUUUGGGCGAAGGAUGAGAGGAGGAAAAUCCUUCAGGCCUUUCCUGACAUGCAUAACUCCAACAUUAGCAAAAUCUUAGGGUCUCGCUGGAAAUCCAUGUCCAACCAAGAGAAGCAACCUUAUUAUGAGGAGCAGGCCCGGCUAAGCAAGAUCCACUUAGAGAAGUACCCGAACUAUAAAUACAAACCUCGACCGAAACGCACCUGCAUUGUUGAUGGCAAAAAGCUCCGGAUUGGGGAGUAUAAGCAACUGAUGAGAUCUCGGAGACAGGAGAUGAGGCAGUUCUUUACCGUGGGGCAGCAGCCUCAGAUUCCAAUCACCACAGGAACAGGUGUUGUGUAUCCUGGUGCUAUUACUAUGGCAACUACCACACCAUCACCUCAGAUGACAUCUGACUGCUCUAGCACCUCCGCCAGUCCAGAGCCCAGCCUCCCGGUCAUCCAGAGCACUUAUGGUAUGAAGACAGACGGCGGAAGCCUAGCUGGAAAUGAAAUGAUUAAUGGAGAGGAUGAGAUGGAAAUGUAUGACGACUAUGAAGAUGAUCCCAAAUCAGACUAUAGCAGUGAAAAUGAAGCCCCGGAAGCUGUCAGUGCCAACUGAGGAGUGUUUGUUUGCUGAAUUAAAAUACUCUGACAUUUCACCUCCCCUCCCCCAACAGAAAAGUUCUUAAAGAGCCCGCAUGCAUUUGUGGCUCCACAAUUACAUCAGCAGAAUGGUCUUAAUUGUUUCGUAAAGCGUGAGACAGAUUAAGUUUUCCCAGAUUUUUCAUGAACUUGAGUUUUUUGUCGUUAUUGUUAUUGUUGUUGUUGUUUUUUAAUUUAGGUGAAGACAUAUUAAAUAUGAGACACCAGGACUUGAAAACUUAUCUCAACCCAUAGCUGUCUUACAAGUCUUAUAUUUUGUCUUACUUUUUUUCUUUUGGAUGUUGAUAAAGGUUUAAGUUACUGUUUUAGAUGGGGUUAAACAUUCUCACUCAGGUAUGCUGUGCCAGCCUACAAGUUGUGAAUGUGUUUUUAUUCUGAAUUAUUUUAGAAAACAACUGAGAAUUUCAUAUUGUGAAACAGAACAAGUCCACGGCGUGUGCAGCUGCAUGUAGAGCAUAUUCAAAAGGCCUCAGAAUUCCAUUUUUCCAUGUGUAGAGUUAAACUUUGAAUGUGCCAAACUUUUUCAUAACUUUUGAAUCUUAAUAUUUUGAAAGUCUUAAAGGAGACACUGCAAAGUCUUAGACAAUCUUUGGCAUCUUAAAAUAAAAUAGCAAACCACACAUUUUUUUUUUUCAGAAAAUGGUGAAGUACUCAGGAAUCUGGAGAUAAGAUAUUGUAAGGAAUGAACAAGGUUGCCACAGUGCAUGUACCCAAUUGUGUUUGCCUCUUGACGUGCCAUCAGUGUGUGACGUGGUACGACGUCCACACACCAGAGCGAUCACCACACCAGAUACCGACAUGGUGGUCUUCUCUGCCUGAGACCACCUCUCACUACAUCCAUUAUCCCUUUGCCUUUAACCCUGACAUUCAGUCUUAACACAUUUUCUCUUAAAUAAUUUAUUCAUUCCAGAAUGUCAAGGGUCCACUUACUAUUUAUUUUAAAAAAUUGUUGGUGGCAUUAAUUUAAUAAUUCUUUUUUCUUACCCUCCUUCCCCAAAGAACUUUUCAGCCCUUUUCACCUCCUUCUCCUGCUAGAUACAAAGGUGUACAUAGUGAUUUUUUGUCCCCAGAACAUCUGGAAGCAUUUCUGAAACAAGAUACUACUAAAUACCUAUAUUGUUGUUUUUGAACAUCAGUGUAUAUAUGGCUAUAGAGCUGUGUAUUUGGAUACAGGUGUAGAGAUUUACACUUCAACAGGUAUGCCCCUGAGGUUCCCCGUGACUUUGAAUCUUUUGCCAGAAUUUUCCCCUAAUUCAAUUAAGCAACACGUGGUAGGAUCUGCAUCAGUGGCAUUUCCCCUCAAUGCCAUUCAGCAGCAAGGGUCAACAGUGGUGACUGCCAGGCAGGAGAGUCCCGCAGCCAAUCCUAAAGCCCAAAGCUGCGGUCCACAUAGGAGUCCACAGGGAUGCUGUCACGGGCUGGCACCUUUACACUGAGCUGCCUUGUCCCAUCUGGCACAUCUAGGGAGUUCUUUGCAAAAUCCCCAGGAUGCAAGAAGCCACAUGACAGCCUCAAAGCAAAGAUAGAGGCAAAUAGUCGUGAUACAUCCAGAGAAUGAAAGAAAACCAUAGGGAAGGAGAAGGAGGGGAAAUACAUUCCCUAAAUGGGAUGUUCCUACUGUUAACUCUGGGGAACAGAUCACUCCUGGGGCAGCAGACGAGUUCCUCUGGCUCACUCCCUCCAUCUGUGGCUGCAUGGGGGUCAUGCCUACGUGUGAACAAGAUUAACUGCCCUUGUCACACAAGGAUUUUUCUGGAGAUGUGCUGAUGGGCUGGGAAGCAGUGAGGCUUCAUUCCCCAUCUCCUAACUGCAGGGAGCUCGGCCAUGCCAUUUUGACCUUCCUGAAACCAGGACCGAUUGCCUAGGGGGGGAGCCUCACCCAGAGUAGUUUGAUGGGAGAAUGUCAGCAAAUGGGACAGUUCACCUCAUGGGACAACCAGAAUCUGAUCACCAGGACAUAGGAACGGCCCCAUCAGAUUUCUUGAGCCAUUUUGGCACUUGGAAGAAAAUAGUGUACCUUCAUAUUUAUUUAAGAGUGCUCAAGGCUAUACCUAAUAGCAAUAAAUAGGUCUAGCCAAGACAUUACUGUCUAUGUCAUUAGCUAGGAGUGCUCUCUAUAAACUGAUUAAGGUACUGAUAGGAAUGUUUGGUUCUUAAUAUUGAUUGGGGAUUGGAACUUUGUUUUUGUACAUUUAUUUCAAAUGAGGAGGAGGUCGUUUUCCUAAAAAAAAAAAAAGAGUAUUUAUUAUUGUCUUACUGGUUUCUUUUGAUUAUAUACCUCUCCUCCUCAGUUCAUUCUCACGUUUUUUUCUCUUUCUCUUUGACUCUUGCUCUUGCCCUCUCCCUCUCCUUUUUCAUUUUGUUGCAUAAGUAGAGUGCCGUAUGGCUAGCAUUGUAUUGUAUGUAAUUAAUUUUGCACAAAGGCAGACAUUUAGAAUAGUAGGUUAAUUUUGUUUGUUUUUAUGACCAUGCCAAAAUAAUAUUCUGGGCUGGUGGAGAACAAAGGACUGUUCUUUAGGACUGAAACUUGAUUUUGCUUGUAGUUAAAAAAAAAAAAAAGAAACAAAAAAAGAAAUCAACAAAAAAAACCAACAAAAAACACACACACUCACAGAUGUUGUUUCGUAAGUGUUAUAAGCACUGGAUAUAAAUGGUAUUUUUUAUCACUUCUGACUAAUGUGAAGCUGUUGUACGAAAACUACAUGAACAAAAGUCAUCUGUUUCGACUCGUGUGGGCUUGCCUCACAGUUGCCGGAUUUGAGUCAUUUUUAUGUCUUGUUAUUUCAUUUAUUUAUGCAAAAUACAUGUGUGUAUGAACACUUUGUUUUAGCUCCAGCUCUGCCUCAGUACUGGGGUUCAGUUACUUCUAGCCAUGUUCUUAAAAAUGAAAGGCUAUUCAGGAAUGAUCUGAUUGUAAACGUCUCUUUCAUUGGGUCAAACAGUGAUGCUGUAUUUGAAUCUAAAUUCUGCACAUAAGCAGUUUAUUCUAUUUAUUAGCCAAGUUUGGCUCUAAAUAUCCAUGGAAAUUAAGAAUGACAAUCAUAGGGAUCACGUCAUUUUAUUUUCAGUGGGGCUUAAACAAAGUUUUUAUGACUUCACCAUCUCAUUUUAGAUUUUUCUAAUUGUGUAAAUAUAACAUAGAAAUAGAAUUUAUUUUUGGUUCAUGAAUAUUUAGUGAAAUAUAAGUUAUGUAUUUCCUUUUUGUUCUCUAUCCAUAUAUGUUGGUCCAGACUAGAAGUUGACGAGUCACUGUACCUCAUGGGGUAGUGAAUUAUCAGCCACAGUGAGAAAGCAGAGUCCCACCUGUAGCUGGAGCAGUAAAACCCAUCACUUGGGUUCUCAUAUAGUUUAGAACCCACUGUCCACAGACUCAGACUUUCACUUUUUUUUCGUAUAGAAAGUUGAUGAAUUGAACAUGGUGAAUUUCCAGCACAGCUGGGAGAGAGUCAAUUUGCUUUGUGAAUCCACAUAAAUCUUAUAAGGUAGUUCUGUGACCAUUUAAUAGCAUGAAGCAUGAAUGCCAUUAUAAAGGCAAAAAUCUUUCUCUGAGAUUGGCCAUUAAUGAAAGUCCCACCAUGCCAAUUAAAGAAUGUUAAUCAACUUUUUUUCCCCAUUGCUCCCUAUUUCAUAGUAUCUUCAAAUCAAAGGUAAAAAUUACCUCCAUUUUGUUAAAGAACUUGCAGGAUCAGGAUUUUCCUUGUCACUUAGAGUAGGGACACUGGCAGACAAUCCUGUCCUAAACAAUGGACCAUAUGGAAUAGGAAGGAAGGAAGGAAAGGAAGAAGGAGAAGAAGGAAAGGAAGAAAAAGGAAGAAAGAAAGAAACAAAGAAAGAAAAGAAAGGGAAAGAGGAAGAAAGAAAAGAAAAAGGAAGGAAAGAAAGAAAGGAAGAAAGAAAGAAAAAAAAAAAAGAAAGAAAGAAAGAAAGGGAGAGAGAAAGAAAAGGUCAAUCUGUGGACAGGAGCAGCCAGGGAGGCAGUUUUUCUGUUUCAUUGGCAGAUGCGAUGCAGUAUCUUUUUUCCAGGAAGGUACGAAAGCUUUGUUGUUUUCACCUGUAUUCAGCUCACCCUUUUAGGAGCACAUCAGUUUGCUUCAUUUGGUAUUUGAUACACCCCAGCCUUGUCCUCAGGCCUGAUUUGAUUUGCCAGGGUCCUGACACCAUCUCUCAGGCCAAGUUCUAAAUUCAGGUGCGGGCUCACAGUGCUAUUGAGCUUGUCAAAUUCUGGCCUCCCCUGAACAUUAGCCCCACUGGAGCCUGGGGUGUUUGAAAAGGGUGUGAUCACUCUAGGGCUGAAAUUAAAGGCUUCUUUCUUUUCCUUAUGAAGCCAGGCUGCUUCUCCGGAGCACACCCUCCUGAGCGGGGAGCACGGGCACUAGCUGAAAGCAGGAAUUGUUUUGAGGAAGCCCAUCUAACCCCAGUAGGAAGGCAGCCCGGUCACUUGAACACCACAGCUGAGGCUGCUUCUCUCAAUUUACUCGUUUUGCAAAGAGGUGACCUCUACCUACUCAUUAGGGAAAAGAAAAAGAAUCAGUUAGUAGUUUUAAACCGUAUGAGAAGUCCUGUACCAAGUGCCAACAACUGCAAAGAAUGCAGCUAGAGGAAUGUAUUGACUUUAUUACUGGGUCUUCCUUUCUAAUGAGAAAAUGACAAAAAUGGUUGCUGUAGCCUUGCCUGAUUUUGUACACGUUUGUUUAAGGACUGAGUUGGCACUUAAACUCACUUCUCAAAGUAUAAUAAUAUUGUAUGACCUCAUUUGUCCUUUUUCAAAAGCACUUGCAUCAUUUCCUUAAGUCAUCUGUCCCCUGACAUGUUUUCUUCCUUAAUAAACAACUUCUAUCUGCUAUUCCUGCCGAUUAUGUUCUGUUUCUGAUGCCAUGUACUAUUGAGUGUAACCCUCUGCUAAUAUCACUGAAAAUAUUGAUAUGCAAACACAUUUCCCUCUCAUCCCCAUGCCAUCUUUUCUUCUGGGGACAGAUUUCUUCCCAAAAGCUCAUGAACAAGUAUUUGGAAUGCUGGUACCUUUGGGGCAGGGCUAGAGGUGGGAGGGGGAGGGGCAGAAAGGUAACGCUUAGUGCAGAUACUCUUCUAAUUGGUGUCCGUGGCAAUAUGAAAGCUUAAAGGCAACACAGUGACAUAUCUUGCUCAGUAGCUUCUUAUUCCUGAAGAACCGCAAGCAGAAAGUGAGGCCUCAGUGCUGGUGCUCUUGGAGUACGGGGAAUGUGCAAAUAUUUAACUGUUUUGUAUGCUGCACAUUUGCAGACCUGCUCAUGUGCAUUCUCCGUUUGUCUUCCUUUGUCAUAUGUGUUUUUGCUUUUUUGAAAAGUGCAGUCUUUAUUGUACCCUUUCCAGCUUGUAGCAAAUUAGAAUGCUUAGCAUUUAUGUUCAUUCAUUAUUGUAUUUGCCAUGUAAAAUUUUUAUUACCUUAGACAAGCUUAUAAGCUGUUACUACAUAACUUAUCUUACUGUAACUCUUUGAUUUCCCGACAUUGUAAUUUGUUUGUGAUGUAUAUUGUGAGAUUGUAUUCUGUGUUAAUUUAAUCAGCACAAUUCACUGACAUGCUGGACUGAAUGCUGGCUGCUGUUUCAAAAGUGUAAAGUUUGUGUAGGGCUGUUGGGACAACUGCAACUCUGUUGUCAAGGUGCUGUGCUGGUUCCUCUAGCGACACUGCGGGUGCGGCCCUUGGGACGCUAAGGGCGUUGAAUACACCCUUGAGCAAAUUUUAACUGCAGAUAUUCUUUGUAGAAAUUCUGUGUAUAAUGCAGGUACCUACUUGGCCCGUGGCUGGUAACUAUUUGGGCAAUUAGAAAAACAACAAAAACCAUAAAAACUAGUGUCUAUUGCUGCUUUGAAUAUGUUUGAAAGUCUGAAAAUGUAAAUAGUUUAUCAAAAAAAAAAUCUUGUACAGUCCAGUGUAAAGUUUUUAAAUGACCUUAAGGGUUGCCAUCACAUCUUUCUCACACUCUCCUCUUGAUAAUGGAAAAAAAAGUUUGCUAAGGAUUAAAGAAAUGAGAAAAAAAAAAAAGAUUAUCUUCAAAUUUCAAGGAAUGAAUCAUUGUUCUUAGCUUUGUUGCAUACACACACUUCUUGGAUUUCGUUGUGCAGUAUUGACGUGAGAUAAAACUCAACAUUGAAUAAUCUUUCAGUGGUACUUUUCAAAGUCUUCCCCUCCUCUGCCUCAUAAUUAAGGGAAAAGACAAAAUUGAAAGACACUGUCUUUAUCUAUCCUGGUGUAUAUUGGCACCUUAGCUACUUUUUUUUUUUUUCCUUUUUGCACAAGGUGCUUUCCUGAUAUGUUAAACAUGCCAUCUUUGGGUGAUAAUGUAUAUGCCGUGAUGGGGCCGAGGCCCGUCAGGGGAGUGUCUAUAAGAACUGCCUAUUUAUGCUCAUUUACCUCAAGACUGUCCUCUCUACCCUUAAUCUAGUCGUCAUCACUCCAUCUUUUGUACUGCUGUUGACACUUACAAAUUAAAGAUAAAUUUUGUUUUAUGA
This is a messenger RNA of Balaenoptera ricei (Rice's whale), 8512 nucleotides long. It is a transcript of the gene SOX6, whose product is annotated as SRY-box transcription factor 6. The record is from RefSeq and is a predicted model, not a curated record. Bases 29 to 1978 code for a protein of 649 amino acids. The transcript is spliced from 12 exons. Gene Ontology annotation, cellular component: nucleus. NCBI's taxonomy places the organism in Eukaryota, Metazoa, Chordata, Mammalia, Artiodactyla, Balaenopteridae. Gene Ontology annotation, biological process: positive regulation of chondrocyte differentiation; regulation of transcription by RNA polymerase II; cell fate commitment. Gene Ontology annotation, molecular function: RNA polymerase II cis-regulatory region sequence-specific DNA binding; DNA-binding transcription factor activity, RNA polymerase II-specific.